AUGACAAAAGCAAACCUUCUAUCCCCGCCCUCCCAGAUCCCACCACAAACCGCACUCGCACUCUCCCAAAAGGCUCCCCUCAUACUCGCAUCCGCACCCACCUCAUCAUUGCCAUGGCCAUUCUCCCUGCUCUUCUCACGUGAGACUCCUGAAUCAUGGACCAUCCACGAAAACCUCUUCUACGCCACCCUACGCACUGGCGACGAGGCUUCUGCGCGCGCUAUCCUCACUCGCCUCGAGGACCGUUUCGGCGAGCACAACGAGCGCAUCAUCACACUUCGCGGCAUCUACAACGAGGCCACUGCACGGUCAAACAAUGAUCUGGAAAAAGUGUUUCACGGCUACGAGAAGAUAUUGAGAGAAGACCCAACCAACAUGCACAUCAGAAAGAGGAGGGUGGCAGUGCUGAAGGCGUUGGGAAGGCACCAGGAUGCCAUCACAGCCGUCACCACAUUAUUAGAAAACAGUCCAACAGAUGCUGAGGCUUGGGCAGAGGCCAGCGAGUUGUACGCGGGCCAGCAGGCAUGGGGACAGGCAAUAUACUGCGCUGAAGAGGUGUUGCUCAUCACACCGAACGCAUGGAGCGCACAUGCGCAUGUCGCAACCCUGCACUACCUCUCCACAGCCUCCUCCACACCACGCAGUCUUUCCGCCCUUGCCCUGUCACUAAAGCACUUCUGCCGCUCAAUCGAGCUAAACGACUCCUACAUUCGUGGAUUCUAUGGUCUUAAGCUUGUGAGCUCGAAGAUUAACACUGCACUAUCAGAGCCAAGCUCUACAUCACACAAUAAGCGCAAUGCACAACAACAAGACGAUGAUGAUAUACCCAUUCCCAGCCUAGCGACUGUGAAGAAGCUUGAAGAGAUCGCCACCAAAAAGCUUGCAGAGAUUGUAAGGCAGUACAAGUCAGGGAGCAAGGGUUGGACGGGCUAUGAAGAGGCAGAGAUCAUUGCGGCGAGGGAACUGCUGGAUCGGGAUGGCAAGGUAGAGCGCUAA
Molecule: messenger RNA, 996 nt
Organism: Plenodomus lingam JN3
Lineage: Eukaryota; Fungi; Ascomycota; Dothideomycetes; Pleosporales; Leptosphaeriaceae
Biological process (GO): protein folding in endoplasmic reticulum
Cellular component (GO): EMC complex
Molecular function (GO): protein binding
Source: RefSeq, a predicted model, not a curated record